Gymnogyps californianus (California condor) is the source of this 639-nucleotide messenger RNA. RefSeq names its product CMRF35-like molecule 6. The coding region runs from base 1 to 639 and encodes 212 amino acids. Gene Ontology annotation, cellular component: plasma membrane. The transcript has 4 exons. Lineage: Eukaryota; Metazoa; Chordata; Aves; Accipitriformes; Cathartidae. Gene Ontology annotation, molecular function: transmembrane signaling receptor activity. The record is from RefSeq and is a predicted model, not a curated record.
AUGCGGCUCCUGCUGCUGCUCGCCUGGGCGCUGCUGCCAGGCUGCUGGGCAGUGAAGGGGCCCAGCACCGUGCGGGGAUUCCUGGGGGGGUCCCUCUCGGUGAACUGCACGUACCAGCGCGGCCAGGAGAAGAAGCCGAAAUUCUGGUGCCAACCGGGAGCAGUUUACGCCUGUGCUGCUGACAUCGUCAUCACCUCGGUGCUGUGGCCCAGGGCACGGCAGGACCGAUUCUCCAUCUGGGACGAUCGCGCACGGCGGGUGUUCACGGUGACGGUGGAGGGCCUGGCCGAGGGGGACGCGGGCAUCUACCGCUGCGGGGUGCGAACGAGCAAAACCGAGCGUGAUGAGAGUGACGAUGUGGAGGUGAUCGUGUCCCCAGGUCAGUCCCUGCACGUCCCACCCCGCCCCUAUGGUACGUGGGGUGCGGGGGGAUGGAGAGAGACAAGGGCGGCUCAGCGCCCGGCAGGCACCCGCUGCAUCUGUCCCCUCUUCGCAUUUGCAGCCCCGGCGCUCAGCCCGGACGCUCCGCGGGGGACCCCCGACCCCUUCCGCUACUUCCCGGUGCUGGCGGGGCUGGAGAUACUGGCGAUGCUGGCCAUGAGCGGAGCCGUGCUCUGGGUCAGCCUGCGGGGCGGCUGA